CUCCUGGCAUCGUGUUCUGCUACGCUGGAUCCUAAACAAGCCAGCUCGCCUGUCCUGGAUGGCUUAAUCGGAACCGUCAGCAUUCAGGGUCAGCAUUCAGGAUGGCGACCCAGAAGGAGGCAGUGUGGAAGAAGCCCCACCAGCUGAACAUGGAGGGGGCUCUGAUCGCCCGGGACAGGGUCGGCGUUCAGGAUUUUGUUCUCCUCGACUCUCACAUGAGUGAAUCGGCUUUCCUGGACAACCUGUGCAAACGAUACCGGGAAAACCUCAUCUAUACCUACAUCGGCACUCUUCUCGUGUCUGUGAAUCCCUACAAAGAGUUGGACAUCUAUACAAUGAAGCAGAUGGAACAAUACAAAGGGGUCAACUUCUUUGAGCUGCCACCACACAUCUACGCCAUCGCUGACAACACCUACCGUCUCAUGUGCAGCGAGUACAACGACCACUUCAUCUUGAUCUCUGGAGAAAGUGGAGCCGGGAAGACGGAAGCCUCCAAGAAGAUCCUCCAGUUCUUCGCCAUGACCUGCCCUACCACAGAGCAGCUGCAGGUUGUCCGGGAUCGCCUGCUCCUCUCCAAUCCUGUCCUGGAGGCGUUUGGAAAUGCCAAAACGUUACGGAACGACAAUUCAAGCAGGUUUGGGAAGUACAUGGACAUCCAGUUUGAUUUUAAGGGCGCUCCUGUCGGUGGACACAUCCUGAGCUACCUGAUUGAAAAGUCCCGCGUUGUGCACCAGAACCCUGGGGAACGCAACUUCCACGUCUUCUAUCAGCUGCUGGAGGGGGGAGAGGAGGAGCUGCUGGAGGGGCUGGGCCUGGAAGGCAGCCCUCAAAAGUACAGCUACCUAGUCCAGGGAGGCUGUGCCAAAGUGUCUUCCAUUAAUGACAAAAGUGACUGGAGAACGGUCCAGAAAGCCUUUGUGGUUAUUGACUUUGCCCCAAGAGAUAUUGAGAAUCUCUUGGGGAUAAUUGCGAGUGUCCUGCAUCUGGGCAACAUCCAGUUUGAAGAAGACAGCAACGGCCACGCCAUCAUCACCAACACCAACGGCACUCAACUCCACUGGAUCUCCAAGCUUCUGGGCGUCCAUCUGUCCAUCCUUCAAGAAUCCCUAACGCACAGGAAAAUUGAGGCCCGGUUUGAAGAGGUUUUAAGCCCCUUAGAUGUGGACCUGGCAUUUUACGCUCGGGAUGCCGUAGCGAAAGCCAUCUACGGACGGACCUUUACUUGGCUGGUCAACAAAAUCAACACUUCUUUAGCCAACAGGGACUUCAGCAGGAAAACCGUGAUCGGGCUGCUGGAUAUUUAUGGCUUUGAAGUCUUUGAGACAAACAGUUUUGAACAGUUUUGUAUCAACUAUUGCAAUGAGAAACUCCACCAGCUGCUGAUCGAAAUGACCCUGAAGGCAGAACAGGAGGAAUAUGAGCUGGAAGGCAUUGAGUGGGAACCGGUCCCUUACUUUAAUAACAAGAUCAUAUGCGACCUCGUGGAGGAAAAGCACAAAGGCAUCAUUUCCAUACUGGAUGAAGAAUGCUUGCGGCCUGGUGAAGCCACCGACCUGAGCUUCCUGGAAAAACUGGAGGAGAAAGUAGGAGAUCAUGCCCAUUUUGUGACUCGAAAGCUUGCAGACCAGAAAACCCGGAAGUCCAUCGACUGGGUGGACUUCCGCUUGCUUCACUACGCUGGCGAAGUGACCUACUGCACCGUGGGAUUUUUGGAGAAAAAUAACGAUCUGCUUUACCGGAACCUCAAAGAGGUGCUGUGCAAUUCCAAAAACGGUAUCUUGAAAGAAUGCUUCUGCCCAUCGGAGUUACACAACCGGAGGAGGCCCGAGACGGUGGCCACUCAGUUCAAAACCAGCCUGUCCAGUUUGAUAGACAUCCUGAUGUCCAAGGAGCCCUCCUACAUCCGGUGCAUCAAGCCCAACGGGGAGAAAGAACCUGACAAAUUCGAUGAGUCCUUGAUAAGGCACCAGGUGAAAUACCUGGGGUUAAUGGAGCACCUUCGAGUGAGGCGAGCUGGCUUUGCUUACCGUCGGAAGUACGAGCACUUCCUGCAACGAUACAAGUCGCUCUGCCCAGAUACCUGGCCCCAGUGGCGAGGCCCUGCAGCCAAGGGGGUGGAGAAGCUCAUCCAUCACAUUGGCUACAAGCCCGAAGAGUACAAGAUGGGAAGGACCAAACUCUUCAUUCGUUUCCCAAGAACGCUGUUUGCCACCGAAGAUGCCUUUGAAUAUAGAAAACACCUCCUAAUUUCCAGAAUACAAGCCAAAUUCAGAGGUUGCCUCGGGAAGCGAGAAUUCCAGAAGAUGAGACAAGCCGCCAUCCUGUUGGAGGCGGCCUGGAGGGGGGUCCUGGCACGCAGGCUGGCCAAGAAGAGAAUGUGGGCAGUCGAGACAAUCCAUAAGUUCUUAAAAGGCUUCAUUCACCGGACAGAGCCCCUGAACUCCAGCAACGUGGAUUUUGUGAGGUUUGUGCAGUACGCCUACCUCGUGAAACUCAGGGAUCACAUUCCAAAGACCGUCCUGGACAAAAGCUGGCUUAAGCCUCCAGAGAUCAUGCAACAAACCUCUGCUCUUCUGAAGACAAUCUGCAAAAGGAAUCUUGUCCGGAAAUAUUGUUGUGGAAUCACUGCGGAGAAGAAGGCACAGAUGGAGCAAAAAGCUGUGGCCAGUGCCAUCUUCUCUGGGAGGAAAGUUGGCUACGUGGAAAGCCUGAACGAACUCUUUGUGGAUAGCCGGCUGAGUUGCUCUGUAGCUUUCAGGAACUCAAAUAUCGGUCUUGAAUUGUAUGUUUUAUAUUAUAAGACCACUUUAGAAGAACCCUUAAAUGAAAUAACGAAGGGAAAAAAAAUAAAAGCAUUUCUGGCAUGCCAGAAGUUUCUUCGAAGGCCUCAGAAGAGCUUUCUGCCCCCUUCGCUCCCAGGUGAGAGCGAGCUGUGCCCGAAAGUCCUGCAGAUGAUCCGCCACGAGAAGGUCCAGUAUGUCACCCCAGUGGUGAAAUAUGACCGGAACGGCUUCAAGCCCCGGGAGCGGCUGCUGGUCCUGACCCGCCUGGCGGCUUACGUGGUGGAGACGGCCAAGAUCAAGCAAAAGAUCGAGUACGCCACCCUCAGAGGCAUUUCCACCAGCAGCCUCAGCGACGGCAUCUUAGUCCUCCACGUUCCAGAAGACCACAAGCAGGAAAAGGGAGACGCCAUCCUGUGGUGCAAGCAUGUGUUUGAGGCCGUCACCAAGCUCUGCAUGUUAGCCAAGAAGCAGGACUUGGUAGCCGUGGUCCAGGGAAGCCUCCAGUUCCAAAUCAGUCCAGGGAAGGAAGGAACCAUGGUUUUCACCACCGGCCAGGAGCCUCACAUCUACAAAGCCAAAAAUGGACAGCUGACUGUUGUGUCGACCAAGACAAAGUCCUGAUGGGGGAAACCAACCUCAAGGGCCAUCCGUUACUCUUGUCUGCCUGAAAAGAAACGUUCCUGAAAUCCCCACCACCUCUGGGGAAGAGUUCGCGUGGCCUUCUUCGUAAAGCUACUCAGAGGCUGAUGGAGUUGAGGUUAUUUGCCUCUUUUUUUUUAAAGCACAAAGUUUGCCCUUUAAUCCUAGACCCUGUGACAGCCUCAGUGAGCCUCUUCCAGAAGAGAUGCAGAGAUUCAACCUUCCAGUUGGCAAUAAUUGAACCAUUAACUGCACCAAACAGCCCCAAGCCACGGUUUUAGAAUGCAAAACUCCGGAAAAGAAUCUCAGCAUAAAAAAUGAAGGAUUCCAAACGCUGUUUCUAAGCAGGACUGGGAGAGGAGCAAUAAGGCCGGCUGUGAAACUCUGCCCUGGGUCUGAGUGAGAGUCUGUCUUCAACCAAAUUCUCUGCAAAGUUAACUGGGGCCGGUGAGCCUCAGCCCCGUUUGUGAAAAGCAAAACACUGAGGUUCUUCCCUCUGAGACAGAGCAAAGAAGUCCUGGAAGGCACUUCUGUUCCUGGAGAGUGACGACCCACUUUAUUCUCUGUAUUAGCAACCUGUGAUGUAUUUAUGAAAAAUUAAAAAGGUGAAAGGAAAAUUA
Crotalus tigris (Tiger rattlesnake) is the source of this 4042-nucleotide messenger RNA. It is a transcript of the gene MYO1H, whose product is annotated as myosin IH. The transcript has 32 exons. NCBI's taxonomy places the organism in Eukaryota, Metazoa, Chordata, Lepidosauria, Squamata, Viperidae. Gene Ontology annotation, molecular function: microfilament motor activity; actin filament binding; ATP binding. Gene Ontology annotation, cellular component: actin cytoskeleton; myosin complex; cytoplasm. The coding region runs from base 102 to 3404 and encodes 1100 amino acids. Gene Ontology annotation, biological process: vesicle transport along actin filament; actin filament organization. The record is from RefSeq and is a predicted model, not a curated record.